GAGUUAAUUACAUUCGAACCAGACCUUAUCUUCGCAAACUCAAACCCCUCCUCCUUGCCGGCGACGCUUCUCUACUGAACAUAUCAGUAAAUCAUCACCGUCAUCUCAAUUUUCUUCAUCUUUACCCUCUCCGUCAAUGGCGAUUCCCUUGCCUCUCACUUCUUACUCGCCAAUCUCAACUUCUUCUUCUAUUUCCCGAACCUCUUUCGUCCCUCUCACGCCUCGCCAUCGUAACCUCUUCUCCGAUCAGAAUAUCAGUAGGCAUCUACCUAUCAGCUGCUCUUUGCCUUCGUCCCCGAGCAAUGGUUCAACUCCAGACUCUAUGAAUGGGAGUGGGUUAAACGGCCAGUCAUCGUUUCCUGGAAUGCCUUCGUUCGAUGGAGCAUCUAACCCACCGCUUAAAUGGAGAAGGGUUUUGCUUAAAGUCAGUGGUGAAGCUCUUGCUGGAGACGAGCAACAGAAUAUUGACCCAAAGGUUACUAUGUCCAUUGCGAGAGAAGUUGCAGCAGUGACUCGGCUUGGCAUUGAGGUUGCGAUUGUAGUUGGAGGAGGAAACAUCUUUCGUGGAUCCACCUGGGCUGGGUGCAGUGGCCUUGAUCGCUCCUCUGCUGAUUACAUCGGGAUGAUGGCAACUGUGAUGAAUGCAAUAUUUCUUCAAGCGACAAUGGAGAGCAUCGGCAUCCCAACACGUGUUCAAACCGCUUUCCGAAUGUCGGAAGUUGCAGAGCCUUACAUUAGAAGACGAGCAAUUAGACAUUUAGAGAAAGGCAGGGUUGUGAUAUUCGCAGCCGGAACAGGCAAUCCGUUCUUCACAACUGAUACUGCAGCAGCUCUUCGUUGUGCUGAAAUUAACGCAGAAGUAGUGCUGAAGGCUACGAACGUUGAUGGAGUCUUUGACGAUGAUCCUAAACGAAACCCAAACGCUCGCCUCCACGAAUCACUAACAUACCAAGAAGUAACCUCAAAGGAUCUCUCUGUGAUGGAUAUGACUGCUAUCACUUUAUGCCAAGAAAACAACAUCCCAGUUGUGGUUUUCAAUCUAUCUGAACCUGGAAACAUUGCGAAAGCAAUCAGAGGAGAGAGAGUUGGCACAUUGAUUGGAGGAACUUGGAACUCUAUUGUUGCUGCCACAUGAAGAAUCUUCUUCCUUUAUAUGGUAACUUAGGUCAGGAGAAUCUUACAACUUCUAUAUAUAGCUUGCAGAAACCUCUUUACUUCCUAGGAACGUUAUCUGUCUGAAAAGUUUUGGAAGUUAACUGAGAUGUUAUUAUAUAAUAUACUACCUCCGUUUUCAGGAAGAUGUU
This is a messenger RNA of Brassica oleracea var. oleracea, 1304 nucleotides long. RefSeq names its product uridylate kinase-like. Gene Ontology annotation, biological process: UDP biosynthetic process. NCBI's taxonomy places the organism in Eukaryota, Viridiplantae, Streptophyta, Magnoliopsida, Brassicales, Brassicaceae. Bases 137 to 1135 code for a protein of 332 amino acids. The record is from RefSeq and is a predicted model, not a curated record. The transcript is spliced from 7 exons. Gene Ontology annotation, cellular component: cytoplasm. Gene Ontology annotation, molecular function: UMP kinase activity.